Molecule: messenger RNA, 1328 nt
Organism: Ornithodoros turicata
Lineage: Eukaryota; Metazoa; Arthropoda; Arachnida; Ixodida; Argasidae
Product: prolactin-releasing peptide receptor-like
Exons: 1
Coding region: 42-1328 (428 amino acids)
Biological process (GO): G protein-coupled receptor signaling pathway
Cellular component (GO): plasma membrane; neuron projection
Molecular function (GO): neuropeptide Y receptor activity; neuropeptide binding
Source: RefSeq, a predicted model, not a curated record
AGCUGCCAGGCUUUUCCUGCAAACGUACAAACGGCUCGGAAAUGACGCUUCCUAUCGAAGCCCAUAUCAGACGGACGUUCGAGCAUGUGCCCGUAUUUCGUCAAAUCAAUAUGAGCCAAAUCUUCAGCACGAACGGCUCGGACAGAAGCUGGAACUACACGUCUGACUUUGAUCCUUUUGCUUCCCAUGAUUACCUCUACAUCACCAGCAUCCCCGCGGUGCGCGCCUUUUUUUACUGCAUCUACGUGCUUAUUUUCAUCGUCGGUGUGUGCGGAAACAUGCUCGUGUGCUUUGUGGUCUUUCACAAAAACAACAUGCAGACGGUAACGAACUUCUUCAUCGCGAACUUGGCCAUGUCCGAUAUCUUACUGUGCACUUUGGCUGUGCCGUUCACACCCUUAUAUCAUUUCAUGACGACGUGGGUGUUUGGUAGCGUACUGUGUCACGUUGUGCCAUACGCUCAAGGCGUUAGCGUCUACAUAUCUGCCUUUACGCUGAUGGCGAUCGCCAUCGACCGCUACUUCGUCGUCAUCUAUCCGUUUCGAGCGCGCAUGCGACUGCGCGUCAGCGUCGGGAUCGUGCUCUCCAUCUGGGUGGUGAGUGGACUUCUUACGUUGCCCUAUGGAAUCUUUAUGACACUGAUUCAAGACAACACCGACGAAAAGCGCUUCUAUUGCGAGGAAGAGUGGCCAUAUGAAGUGAACCGCAAGACGUUCAGCUCGCUGACGACUACGCUUCAGUUCUUGGUGCCUUUCAGCAUCAUCAGCUUCUGCUACGUCCGAGUCUGCUGCAAGCUGCGAGAUCGCGUUCGAGCCAAACCCGGUGCCAAGUCAUUGAAGCAAAUGGAGCGCAUGCGAACGCGACGCACCAACCGCAUGCUCAUCGCAAUGGUGAUCAUUUUCGCUACCUCCUGGCUGCCUCUGAACUUGUACAACCUCGUAGCUGACUUCUACAUCCCUGCCUCCAAGUGGGCGUACUCGAACGCGUUUUUCUUCGUCUCCCACGCAGUCGCGAUGAGUUCCACGUGCUACAACCCUUUCCUCUAUGCCUGGCUCAACGAGAACUUCCGCAAGGAGUUUAAGCUCGUGCUUCCCGGCUUUGGAACUCCUCAGCCAUCCAUGCGAACAAGCAACAGCGCCAAGAAGAUGGAACGCACCUGCAACGGACAGGACACCAUGCAGGAGACGAUGACAGCUGCCCGGAAUAAGUCACGCAGCGACCCCUUCAGUGAUAGGAGAUCAAGCCAAGCGACCAGUGCUCGUUACGUGGCCGCUGAUCCGGACGCUGUUAUGAUUGAAGUUCCGGUCCAAGACUCCCAAGCGGUAUAA